Nilaparvata lugens (brown planthopper) is the source of this 1689-nucleotide messenger RNA. RefSeq lists its product as uncharacterized. Gene Ontology annotation, cellular component: membrane. The coding region runs from base 417 to 1667 and encodes 416 amino acids. The record is from RefSeq and is a predicted model, not a curated record. NCBI's taxonomy places the organism in Eukaryota, Metazoa, Arthropoda, Insecta, Hemiptera, Delphacidae. The transcript is spliced from 6 exons.
GUAAAUUAUAUCAGUCUAAUGAACAUAUUUUCUGAAAACUCUUCCCAGCUUUAGUUUUGUAGUCAACUCUCAACUCUAAAAGAACAAACGAAAGUAAAGAAAUGAAGUUACACUUAAUCUGAAUAAAUGUUUUGUAGAAAAUAAAAUGUCCAACUCGUUAAGAUGUUUUAUCUCAAAAUUGUAUUGUUAAUAUAGAGAUUUAUUGGUUGCAUAAAACAUUUUCAAGAAAUCGUUACUUGGUAAGCAUUCUUUUCUGUCAUAAUAAUACAGUUGACAUAAAUCUGAAUUAUAAAUUUGGCAUCUAUUUUGCUAUCAAUGACGGACUGCGAGUUAAUAAAUUCUUGUCAAGUUAUUUGUUGAUGUAGUAGUUAUUUGGAGUUGAUCGUCAACUGGACCUGGGAGACCAAACCGUAUCAAUGAUGGAUGACUCUCAGCAAACUCCAAAUAUGUUUCCUCUUAAAGCUCACUACUUCCUAUAUUAUAGUGGUACAGCCGGGAUCCUGCUUUUCUUACCAACAUAUGCAAGACAGCUAGGAUUCUCGACCAUCCACGUGGGCUCCAUUCUGACAGUUCUACCUUUUGUCUCGAUGCUAUCAAAAUUUAUUCUGGGAAGCAUAGCUGAUAGAUUCCAAUGCCACAAGACGCUGCUAACACUGUGUGUAGUACUGGUUGGUGCAACGCUAUAUUCGUUGCAAUUCAUCCCUCCAUCUGAGACUCAUGUCACUGCAGAGCUUCACUGCAAAAAUGGAAGGUUCCAUUCGAAGGUAUGUUCGCCUGAUACGAGGGAGGAUAGAUGUUUGACCUCAAACAUUCAAACAGAAGUGGGAAGCUCUUCGUUGUAUUGUUCUAUCGAGUUUAAAGAGCAAUCCGAUGUGAUAACAGAUCUUUGCAGAUCACUAAAAAAUGAGUCAAAAUAUUGUGAAAACUUGAUAAAUAAUACAUCGACCGUUCAUGAGUACAAGCAUAAAUACGAGUAUGAUUUCCAUAAUGUUGCAGAUAUUAAACCCACAAAACAAGAAUCAUUCAUUUUUAUUGAUUCACUUUUGGUCACUUCAAAUAUAACUGAGGUGGACCAAUGUUUAUUAUUUGAAAUUGACAAAGUUAAAGGUAAAUCGUUGAAUAGCACAUGGCAAGAACCAUUGUGUGAAGGUUUGCAUGACACAAAAUGCUACCUAUUUUGCAACAGUAGCAUACUGAUGAGCACUGGAGAAAUUCAUGAGGCUGGUGCCUUUAAUGUAAAUAAACAGUAUUGGAUGUUAUUAUUCUUACUAAUAACCAGUUAUGUGGGAGUAGGAGGUGUCCCUUGUCUUGCAGACACUAUCUGCUAUUCUUUGUUGGGAAGCUCCAGAUCCGAAUUUGGCAAACUGAGAUUGUGGGGUUCGUUUGGCUGGGGAAUAAUGGCUGUUCUAAGCGGCGCACUGGUGGACCAUUUCAGUGAAGAACAAACCAAAAAAGAUUAUUCACCAAUUUUUUAUGCGAUAAUUUUCUUCUUCGUGUACGAUUUAUUGAUGAUCUCACACAUACAGAAAGUCAAAACAGUAAAAUCAUCGAGAAUGAUGAUGGAUUUUGGAAAAGUUAUAACAAAUCUGAGAGUGAUAACUUUUAUUCUUUGGGUUUCAUCGCUUGGAUUCUUUAUGAGCAUUGCCAAUAGUUUCCUAUUCUGGUAAGUGCUCAUAUCGAUCUCAUAUU